Messenger RNA from Electrophorus electricus (electric eel), 3958 nucleotides. RefSeq names its product p53-induced death domain protein 1 (gene pidd1). Lineage: Eukaryota; Metazoa; Chordata; Actinopteri; Gymnotiformes; Gymnotidae. Gene Ontology annotation, molecular function: protein binding. The record is from RefSeq and is a predicted model, not a curated record. Gene Ontology annotation, cellular component: cytoplasm. Gene Ontology annotation, biological process: signal transduction; DNA damage response; apoptotic process.
UCCGCGGUGCGAGCGACUGUCAAUAACAAUAUGAAAUGUAGCAAAAGUGAUUUGACGAGGGAGUAUUUUAAGCAAGCUUACGACCUGCUAUAUUACUUACAUCUUAAUGGACUUGGCUACAUGCGUUUUGAUGUGGGGCUAUUUACCUUUUCUGACGAAGAAGGUCAAAAUAUUUACCCUUAAUAUUAUGACACAGCAAUUGAGUGCCGUCUCCCCAUCCACACACGGACAUGCCUGGACCUGGCCAUCUCCGCAUGAGGCGGUUUGGUGAUGUGAUUCAGUCAAAGCUAUGGCGCAGAAGAAGGAGACAAGGCGUCGCAUUUGUGUUGUGACAGUACCAUCCCUUGCUCUCUUUUUUGCUAUCCAGAGGAGGACAGAGAAAAAGAAGAGUGGGGAAGAAUGGAGUGGGAUGGGACAUAUGAGCGAGUGGACUGGGAGAACAUGUGGACCCAGGCAGCUAGAGGAGAUGGCAGGGUGCGAGAACGGGGAGGAGAGGAUCCUGGGCCUGAAGACCAGAAGACAAAAAACACUGAUGUGGCUGGAAGACCGAGUAUAAAUGCAAUUCAGACACCAGAUGGAAGAGAUAAAUGUAAAACGACAGAUGGAGUUGACAAACUGGACAAGAAAAGAGAAAUUCUAGAGUCAAUACAAAGAGCUUCCCGAAGGCACGUGGAGAUUAUGGGCACAGCUGGAAAUGGAGAAACUCUCCAUGCCAGUCUCUCACUUUCCUGUGACCGUCCAAGUGUCCUGUCCACCGCUUCCUCAUGUCUUUCUCCCUCUGCUCUCCUGUCCACUUCGUCGCUGUCCUCCUCCACCUCCUCCCCGCAGCUCUCUCUCACGCCCCCUCUCCCCCCUUCUGUCGAGAUGGACGCAGUGCUGGUUGGUAGGAGGCUGGUGCUAGAUGUAUAUCGGGGUGGGGGAGCGGUGAUGCCUGUUCUUUGGGACAGUGUGCCAGACCGCAUGAGGCAGCUGCAGCACCUCCAGCUGGGCUCAGAGGACGAGGAGGCACUACACGGAGGUUUGGGGAUCUUGCCCUGUCUUACCCAGCUGCGCUCCUUAACCAUUCGAGGCCACCGAUUCUACGAUGCCCAGGGGGACCCCCUCCCGGGCCUCCUGACCUCCCUCCCUUCGUCCAUCUCCUCUCUGUCCCUCCUCAUUCACCUGGAUCUCUCCUUCAACUGCCUCUCCUCUGUCCCGCCCUGCCUUCUCUCUCUCCCUCACCUCUCGGAGCUUCUACUGGGUCAUAACCAGCUGCGGCAGCUGCCGGGGGAGCUCGGUGGCCUGGUGGCCCUGCGACACCUCAGUGUGCUGGGGAACGAGCUAGAGGCCCUGCCCCCAGGUCUGGGGCUCCUGCUGGGGCUGCAGGAGCUGGACGUGUCCUUUAACCAGCUGGAGCGUCUGCCUGAAGAAAUGGGCCUACUGCAUCACCUGCACACACUGGAGCUCUCCAGUAACAAACUCAGAGAACUGCCGGAGACACUGGGUUCCUUACAUUCUCUGAAGGUACUGGCAAUUCACAGUAACGAGUUGCGGAAUGUUCCAGAGUGUGUCAAGUCCCUCCCUCAGCUCACCAGACUGGACGUACGGAACAACCCACUGGGACGCCCCCCGACUCCUCUGGCCCUUCCUUGUGCACCAGCAGCUCAAGACGAGACUCCAAUCCCUGAGCUUCAUCUGGCAUUCAACCAGCACAGUUUCUCAGUGUCUCCUGCUGGAUGCAACGUGUACCUCCCUGGAGGGGCGGAGCUACUGUUUCCACGGGGUUGUGUUGAAGGGGUUAUACACUUCAACUGGGCAGAAAGAAAACCAGAUAAGAAGUGGGUGUGGCUUGAGGAGCAUGAUUUCCUACUCAGUCGUCCUUUGGAGCUCCUCCCACAUGGUGCUAUAUUUGAUAAGCCUGUGGAAGUUUGCGUCCCCUACCACAGGACGCGAAAGGGCGAGGUGGUGGUGCGCAAGUGUGAUGGUCAGUCCUGGAGCACACUAGACACCAUAACCAGAAGAGGGAGCGAGAGGCACUGUUGUAAACCACGAGGCAGGCCUGCGUGGCUGGCCUGCUGCACUGUGAGCCAGUUCUCUUGGUUUGUAGUUGUCUCUCGUCCUGUCAGCGACAGUUGCCUAGUGUCGCCAGUAGGGGCGUUGUUGGUGUCUCGGUAUGACCCUGGGAUCAAAGUCAACUUUCCCCCGGACUGCACAACCUAUACACGCACUGUCACACUGCAGGUCUUGCAGGUUUCGCUGUCUGAGAUGCGGGAUCUGACGGGAGACCCGCAGGCCAGUGCCAGUCCCCUCCUCUGCCUCUCCCAAACUCCUAACAUGCACUUCCUGCAGCCAAUCAAAGUGCAGGUCCCCCUGCCUGCCGGACUCACUGGCCACAACUUGGAAAUGUCUCGUCUGUACCUACUACAUGGUGACCCUGUGGCCCACACCUGGACUGAUGUUACUGCUCAGACCUCUCUCAGCGUCACACAGCUAUACGCCAUCUUUUCUGUUACACACUUUUCAUGGUACUGGCUGUGGUACACCACUCAGAGCUGCAUUAGUGGAGUGGUGAGGAAAGUGUACCACAGGCUGAAGCAGUUCAGGGUUCAGUUUCUGGUGCUGCAGAGAAAGUCAGACCUCACACAAGUGCUGCUGCAGUGCUUGCCUUCAGACAAGGUUGACAGCAGGUUGACCUCUCUGUCAGAACAAUAUGAUGGUCCUCAGCCAUCAGAUGUGUGUAAUAUACUGGAAGGAGAGCAGUUCUUUGCUGGAUUUGAGCGCGGCAUCGAUGUCAGUGCAGACCGGCCGGACUGCAUGGAGGGCAGGCUGGCGUUCACCUUUUACUCCCACCUGAAGAACAUUAAGGAGGUGCAUGUGUGUCCCGCACUACAGCAGGAGGGGCCAGUCCGCGGCCAGGUGUCCUUCUACAGAGGAGAGGUGCCCAGCGAUCUGCCAGAGGAAGUGGCUCUGAGGAGGAAAGGCCAUGACAGCCAAUGGAUGGCCACACUCCCCCUAAGACUUCCUGGCGCUGGGUCUGAGGGCAGUUUGUAUGCGGACAGGCAGUCCCCGCCACUGGACCUGGGUGAUCCGGAGAGUGGCUACUUGACGCAGACCAACCUGCUGGCCAUCUCGCUACGCAUCAGCCAAGACUGGCGCUGCAUUGGCAUCAACCUGGGCCUCAGCUACCAGGAGCUGGACCGCAUCCAGUACAAGCACAGAGAUAACCUGGGAAGCCUGGUGCUGGAGAUGCUCUUCCACUGGGCACGCACGCAGCAGAAGGCAGGACCAGGCGCGGUUCCACGGCUUAUCGACGCGCUGAUGCAGAGUGGCAGACGGGAUCUGGCAGAGGAAGUGGAGGACAUAGUGAGUCUGGGGAAGAGGAAGUACACGGAGUCACUAAAGAGAGUGGGCCUAGAGAUGGAGCACCCGACAACCUCUACUCAGUCUCAGCCAACCUGAAGUACACGAAAUCAGACUGAGUGUGCCAGGCACACAGAUUGUACAAUACACAUCUAAAUAAUGGUAAUGUAUUUAAGACCAGCCAGACCCUUUUGUUAGAUGAGUUUCCUGGGGCUGAGCUUGGCAGGCUGAGACAGCACCUCACACAGGCCUGCUAGGCCACUGCCUCUUUCACUGCGUCUCUAAUGUCCAGAGUCUUGAAGUAGCCUUUGGGCUUCACUGCACAUGUCAAACCACUGGGACCAAAAAAACAACACAACAAAAAGACAGCAAUUACUCUGAUAUCUUGGGCAAGACAAAUUAAUGAUGAUACAUAGCAAUUUUUUCAUAAGUUUUGUGAUUACACAUUGUAAUGAGGCUUGAUUUUAACCUUAACCAUGGGAGUGGAAAAAAUAUGUACAAGGUUCCGUUUUCAUUUAAGUAAUUAAUAUCAGUUCUGUGACUGUUUUAAAAAAUACGUUUACUGCCUGUUUUUAAUGCCCAAAUGGAUUGCCAGAGCUAUUAAAUGUACUGUGUAUAU